Neurospora tetraspora is the source of this 2022-nucleotide messenger RNA. RefSeq names its product ATP-NAD kinase-like domain-containing protein. Gene Ontology annotation, cellular component: membrane; intracellular membrane-bounded organelle; cytoplasm. The transcript is spliced from 4 exons. Lineage: Eukaryota; Fungi; Ascomycota; Sordariomycetes; Sordariales; Sordariaceae. The coding region runs from base 206 to 1885 and encodes 559 amino acids. The record is from RefSeq and is a predicted model, not a curated record. Gene Ontology annotation, biological process: phosphorylation; sphingosine biosynthetic process.
AUCAUCAUCAGCUCCGUUGCCGGGAUCCGCGCGUUGCCGUUAAGCUUAAAAAGGCACCCGCAUCCAUCCAUUCCACUUGUACACUCCUCUGCGCAUACCUCGGCACAGGAUCCAUUGAGGUUCUUGCCUGACCGUCACCGUGAUACAAACAGAACUAUAUACACCAAAGAAAGUCGAAAGAGAAUCGCAACACACAGAGGAAAAUAUGGGGGACGUUCGACAACUACAAGACGAACACGCGGCAGCCAUUGCGAAGGCGAGCGCACAAGAGCCGUCUAUUCAGGCCUUGACAUCGCAAGCUACUACUUCUGCUUCGGGAAAGAAUGUCAAUAUUCUCGAACUGCCUGCGGUCACACUCACUUGCGAGAAGGAUGAAUUGGUUAUUCAAGAACAUGCCGCUGCCACCAAGAAGUCACGUUCGUGUUGUUCAGUCACCCCUCCGCGCCGCCUCCCUCCCGGGUCCGUACCCUUCUACAACAUCCUCUGGGCCUACAUCACCCCCGACCGCAACUACCUCUGCAUCGACUUCGCCGAAGAGACCUCUCCCAAGAAACACCAACUCAUCGUCCGCCAACUCGAGUUCCCUCUCCCCUCAGCUACCUCCCAUGAGCGCGAGCCGCUUCUCUCACCACCCUCCAUCCCUCCCCCCUCCGCCGCCACCUUAGACGCCUUCGUCGCCCGCGUCCUCGACCUCGCCUACCCUUCCCCCAUCCAGCGCCGCAAGCGCGCCUGGGUCCUGGUCAACCCCCAAGCCGGCCCCGGCGGCGCCGACAAGAUUUUCGAAAAGAAAGUCCGCCCCAUCUUCGAAGCGGCGCGCAUGCCUUUGACCGUCAUCCGCACCACCUACUCAGGCGAAGCCGUCACUCUCGCUCAGGACCUGGAUAUUUCGGGGUACGACAUCGCAGUCCCCUGCUCCGGCGACGGCUUACCACACGAAGUCUUCAACGGCCUCUCCGAGCGUCCCGACGCUAAAAGGGCGCUUUCCAAAGUAGCAGUCUGCCACAUCCCCUGCGGCUCCGGCAACGCCAUGUCAUGCAACCUCUACGGCACGCACCGCCCUUCGCUAGCGGCGCUAGCCAUCGUCAAGGGCGUGCCGACGAAGCUGGACCUGUGCAGCGUCACGCUGCAAGAUGGAGAGCGCCUGACGAGCUUUUUGAGCCAGGCGUACGGCCUGAUUGCCGAUUUGGAUAUUACUACAGAGCAUCUGAGGUGGAUGGGGGCGGCGAGGUUUACGUACGGGUUUCUGACGCUGGCGAUCAGGAAGAAGACGUAUCCGUGUGAUGUCGCGAUGAAGGUGGAGGUGGUCGGGAAGGAGGAGAUUAGGGGGCAUUAUGCUAGGGGGGUGAAGGGGGCCGAGAGUGAGGUUGGGAAUGGGGAGGCUAGUGGGGAAGGAGAAGGGGAGGGAGAGGGAGACGGGAUGCCGGGUUUGAAGUACGGGACGGUGAAUGAUAAGUUGCCCGAGGAUUGGGAGGUGGUUCCUCAUGAAAAGUUGGGCAGUUUUUACUGCGGUAAUAUGGCCUACAUGGCCCCAGACGCCAACUUCUUCUCCGCCGCCCUCGCCAACGACGGUUUGCUAGACGUGAUCACCACCGACGGCGACAUCUCUCUCUGGAAGAACAUCAACCUCCAACUCGGGGUCGAAUCGGGCCACUUCUUCGACAACCCUUUGGUUUCUUACCGCAAAGUGUCCGCCUUCCGCUUGACCCCCCGAUACCAGGACCCGAACGGCGUAAUCAGCAUUGACGGCGAGGCCAGACCGUUUGCCCCCUUCCAGGUGGAGGUACACAAGGGCCUUGGGCUGACCCUCAGUAAGAGGGGUGUGUUCGAAGCGCCGGGGCCGCAUGGGUGGGAUGAGGUCACGACGACAGAGCGACUGAGGGCCUAGACGGUUCGGACGGCGGUGAGGAUGAGAGUUUGGAAGGCUUUGAACAUCAUGGGAAGCGUUUGGAGCAGCGUGAGGUUCAGUCCACGAGGGACCUGGUGCUGGGGGAGUGAUGAUGCUGAGUGGACGAAGAAGGCUAA